This is a messenger RNA of Topomyia yanbarensis, 2733 nucleotides long. Its product is annotated as ATPase family gene 2 protein homolog A. Gene Ontology annotation, molecular function: ATP hydrolysis activity; ATP binding. NCBI's taxonomy places the organism in Eukaryota, Metazoa, Arthropoda, Insecta, Diptera, Culicidae. Gene Ontology annotation, cellular component: cytoplasm. The transcript has 2 exons. The record is from RefSeq and is a predicted model, not a curated record. The coding region runs from base 144 to 2492 and encodes 782 amino acids.
CUUGGCUAAAUCAUAACAAAUUUGUUCUCAAAAGAGGAUUGGGCAACGGGGCAAGUGUUUAAGAAGUAUGUUGGUAAAUAUUUUAAUAUUGAACUCGUUUCAUGCGGUUGUAUGUGGCGUGAUAAUCAUUAACAAAUCUCAAAAUGCCUCCAAAAUCGGCCAAAAAAGAGAAAUCUGUCUGGUGGCAAUGUGAUCAGUGCAAAACUCUAGUUCUUGUUUCGGAGCUGGCGAAGCACCAGUCGGACAAGUGCCGCAUUACGGAAUCUGCCAGCGGAUAUAUCACAAGCUCUGGGAUGUUCUGCAGCCGCCGGUUCGAGUGUGGCAGUUUGCAGGGAUUUGAAGAUUGGAAAGAUGUAAGCGAACAUCAGCUAAAUGGAUUGAUACUGUUCAGUAGAACAGUGAUGGAUAAGCUCAAGCUCGUUUUGGGAGACCUGGUUGAAAUCACAACCACGUGCAAAGAAGGUGAAACUAACAGUUUUGUUCGGAUGGCUUGGCCAAUCGAUGAAAAACAUGGUGCACGAGUCAUUAGUCCACAUACAGAUGAAGUCAAAUGUCCAGAAUUUUGUAUCGUAUCGGUCUCAAUUAGAUUAUUCAAACAAGCAGUCAAGGUGGUGGAAGAACUAGUUCUGAGUACGCAUGAUGAAACCGUUAAGGAUAAAGUGGUUAAGAAUGAGCGGGUUUUUCUGAAAUUGUUACAACGACAGUACAGGGGUAGAACGUUAUGUGACCAAAAUCUACUUCGCCUCAAGCUAUGUAACAAAACGAUUACAUUCACAAUAACGAGAGUCAAGCUGAGAACAUUGGAAGACAGUCAAAUUACGGAGCAGAUGAAAAAUUUGUUAUUGGACAAUAAGUAUUUUCAAAUGGAUCUUAAUUCUAAAAUUGGCAUCGAUUUUUGCCAAGACAAAGAACUAGCACCACUAUCGCAUGUGUUCUCGUUGGAUCAGAUUGGUGGACUCCAACACAUAGUAGACGAAGUCAUGGACAUCGCUAGAAUAGCAUUAGGAUUAACCAAGCAGACUGGUUCCGCUCCAAUUAGUCGAGGAAUUCUGGUUUAUGGUGUAUCCGGCGUAGGAAAAACUUUACUAGUCAAUUCUGUAGCCAGUUAUUUUGGAUGCCAAAUCAUAAGACUAAAUAGCACGGAAAUUUUCAGCAAGUUCUACGGCGAAUCCGAGAAUAAUAUUAUGAAACAGUUCAAUUUCGCCUUCAGUAACUAUCCAGAGCCGUCAAUAGUGAUUGUUGAAGAAAUUCAAAAUAUUUGCCCAAAAUCUGAAGCAUCGGACAUAGUCAAACGAAUAUCGAACUUUUUUGUUAAUUUACUGGACAGUUUGCAUAUCAGGCCACAAGGUGCCAGUACGGUUGUAAUUGCUACCACAGACAACCCGGAUAAUCUAAAUCCUGUUAUUCGACGGAGCGGUCGUAUGGAACACGAAUUCGAAAUCCCGGUUCCAAGUGCUGAGGUCCGCGAGCAAAUCCUUCAGAAAAUUUUAACUAAUUACAACCACGUUCUGACCCCAGCGGAAAUCAGAAAGCUUGCCCAAAUUACUCACGGUUACGUUGGAGCAGAUUUGGUCAGUUUGAUAGGGCGAGCAAUGCAUGAAACAAACGAGCCAAUUAGUAACACUCACGUGGUAUCUGCUUUGCAACACGUUAAAGCCAGUGCAAUGCGAGAAAUUAUGAUCGAGUGUCCAAAUGUGAACUGGGCUGAUAUUGGUGGACAAGAUGAUUUGAAACUAAAACUGCGCCAAAUCAUUGAAUGGCCCAUUCACCGACCAGAAAUCUUUACUCGCCUUGGAAUAAAUCCUCCACGAGGUCUUUUGAUGUUCGGGCCACCUGGCUGUUCGAAAACGAUGAUUGCAAAAGCGAUAGCAACCGAAAGCAAAGUAAAUUUUUUAUCAAUUAAAGGUUCGGAACUUUUUUCUAUGUGGGUUGGUGAAUCGGAGCGUGCCGUUAGUGAGUUAUUCCGGAAAGCGCGCCAAGUUGCUCCAGCGAUUAUCUUUUUUGACGAAAUCGAUGCAAUAGGUGGUGAGCGAUCAGCAGAGGCGGGUAGCUCCGUGAACGAGCGUGUGCUGGCACAAAUUUUAACUGAAAUUGAUGGAGUGAGUGCACUGAAAAAUGUUAAGAUUGUUGCAGCUACCAACCGACCAGAUUUGAUUGAUAAAGCAUUAAUGCGACCAGGUAGACUUGAUCGAAUCAUAUACGUUGGUUUGCCGGAUGCUAGGACAAGAGCGGAAAUAUUUCGAAUAAAGCUAGCCAAGAUUGCAAUCACAACUGAUGUAAAUUUACAAGUGCUUGUAGAUAAGACCGAUGGUUAUUGUGGCUCGGAGAUCGAAGCGAUAUGUCAAGAGGCUGUACUAAGCGCACUGGAAGACUCGUUUGAAACAUACGAGAUAUCACAGAAAUACUUCGACAAGGCACUGCUUGCAGUAAAACCUCGCACAAGCCCGGAAUUGUUGCAACUAUAUGAUACUUACUUAAAACAACAUACAUAGUAUUGAUCACUUGCAACAUACAUAAAAAUAAAACAUUAAUAUGUAUAUUGCAGUCGAACGAAUCCUAAAGAGAAUAUCCUAAGAGGCCAUCCGCCUGGUAAAUAAUGUAUCCGCCGGUCUAAGUGUGGGUUGGAAAAAAUCGUACACAGUUUAGUAUUAAAAUGGAAACUGCGGAGCGCCCGCGGUUUUUUGUGAAUUUUACUAACACUCGUUGCUGUCGACUGCCAAUAACCAGCAGGUA